AUGACAUUGUUUGGAAAAUUAUAUAAUCAAGUUAGACCACUAUUAUUUGUACGUGAAGUAUGCUAUAACGAUGGGUUACGUAAACAAAUUCUUUAUUCAAUAAAUACAAAGGUUCAAUUGUCAUUUUUAAAGAGAACUAUGUAUACAAGAGAUGAAAUUGAUAAUUUUACAGAUCAUGAAAGAUUUAUUGAAGAAACUGAAGAUUCAAGGGAAUCAGAAAAUUUUUCAACCAUUGACGAAAUCGUUGAUGAUACAAUAGAUACACUUGAUAUAAUUCCGGACAAGGAUGAAUUGAUUAAAAACCCUCCAAUCGUAAGGCGUAACAAACAUUGGUCUAGGUUAGAAGUAAAGGUUUUGGAAAGUCUCAUCGAAAAGUAUGGAAAAGAUUGGGAAACGAUCUCUCAACAUAUGUUCGAGAAAACACCGCAAGAAUGUGAAGCUCAAUAUGAGGAUAUGAUGAAGGGUCGACCGGACCUUAGACAACCUCUUAAAGGUUUACCUGACUUCACCGAAAGUGAAAUCGCUCAGAUAAAUAAUUUAAUUGAAGAGAAUGGUCGUAGUUGGCGUAAGAUUGCGAAACAUUUUUAUGGUAAAUCCGCACUCGCAGUUGAAAGUUUUGUAAAGAAUAAUCCGAAUAGAUUUCCAUCCCUUUACAAACGUUCCAUAAUCAUGAAACAAUUUAAGGGAUCGGCUUGGACGGAUGAGGAAUUAAAAUCCUUGAAUGAACUCAUUGUGAAAUAUGGACGAGAUUAUGAUGCAAUUUCAGAAGAGUUGCCUGGUAGAAGUCCCAAAGCCAUAGAGAGAAGCAUCUCAAAACACAUGUUGGACCUUCCUGCGCUUCAUUCUGGAAAAGUCGCGGAUUGGUUCAGAUCUUCAACCAUUUGGAGUGAAUCAGAAACGCGUUUAUUAAAUGAACUGGUCGAAACUUAUGGUUUCAAUUGGGAAAAGAUCUCGGAAUACCUACCAGGUCGAUCACCCAUUUCUUGCAGCGCUAAAUUUUAUGGCAGCUGGUCAACUUGGAAUACCAAAGUGACCGCCCUGGUGCCUCACAAAUGGCCCAAAGAAGUAUUACAAUUUUUAGACUUGUUGAUAGAAAGAUACGGGAGAUGGCAAAUCAUACCACUUCUCAUACCAGGAAUAACGCCCGCAAACUGGUUUUCGCCCUUUUACCCUCAAUCUAGAGUUUGGACGACGAGUGAAAAAGUGAUUUUACAAUAUUUGGUAAGAACUCUUGGAUACAAUUGGGAAAAAAUUUCAGAAUAUUUUCCUCACAGGCAACGUUGGUCAAUUAUUCGUGAAGUACUCGGUAAUAUUGAAUAUUAUGAAUCCGUAAAUGCAAAUGAGAAUGAUUUAAUAACAAAACUUGCCGUGCCAAAAAAGCAAAAACGUCGUUCUUCACUUUGGCCAUAUGAUGAAGUGAAGAAAUUAUAUGAACUCAAGGAAAGAUAUUCUUCUAAUUGGUAUAAAAUAUCAGGGGAACUUCCUGGUAGAACUCCUGCUGCAUGUUAUCUAAAGGAUUUCGUACUCACAAAUGCGUGUCAUUGGACGGAAAAGGAAGAGGCAUUAUUUAAAAAUCUUAUCGCAUCACAUGGAAAUAAUUGGAAAUUCAUCAAAAAUUUUUUCCCAAGGAAAUCAUACAAACAACUCUAUGAAUAUUAUCAAGCGAAUCGAGAAACUUUUCCCGAUGCGUAUUCUAUGAAUACAAAUUAUUGGGUAUUUAAUCGAUCCUCAUGGAAGAAGGAAGAAAAUGAUUCAUUAAAAGAAUUAAUAACUAAACAUCAUGGUGAUUUUGAUUUGAUUUCACGCAACCUUCCUGGUAGGACAAGUGCUGCUAUUAAAGCUCAUAUCCGUAAUCAUCCUGAACUUUUCUCCUCAAAACCAGGAAUUGAACAAAAUCGACAAUCGAAAGAAAUUUGUAAAAAAGGUCAAAAAGUUCAGAAAGAUCAGAAAGGGUCAAAUAUAUAUUGGACAACAGAAGAUGAAAAUAAAUUACUAGAAUUGGUGAAUUCUCACCCAGUUGAUUGGAGUAAAAUUGCUGCUGAAUUUCCUUCUAGAUCAUUAAGUGCCUGUAAAACCAAAUAUCGUUCUUUACUAAAACCAGAAAUGACGAUAUCGAGAUUUAUUGAUACUUACAAGGUUUCAUAA
This is a messenger RNA of Funneliformis mosseae, 2145 nucleotides long. The record is from the annotation of a GenBank genome assembly. NCBI's taxonomy places the organism in Eukaryota, Fungi, Glomeromycota, Glomeromycetes, Glomerales, Glomeraceae.